Molecule: messenger RNA, 1560 nt
Organism: Peniophora sp. CBMAI 1063
Lineage: Eukaryota; Fungi; Basidiomycota; Agaricomycetes; Russulales; Peniophoraceae
Source: the annotation of a GenBank genome assembly
AUGCUCACUUCCUGGCUUCAAUACGCCGCUCUUGCGCUGGCCUCCGUACAUGUGGCGUCAGCCACACAAGCUAUGGGUCGGCCCGCCAACGUCAACAAGACUAUAUCCGACGUCGACACCGCUAGUAAAUUCACCACGAAGCAUGUCUCCAAGCGUGCAUCUGCCGGAAAGGUCUCGAUGUCCUACUACCCUAACUGGGCUAUCUACAGCGCGCUUAACUUCCCGCCUACCGAGAUCGAUGCGAGCAAAUUGAGCCACAUCAUUUACUCGUUCGCGGACGCCCAAGCGGACAGUGGAACUGUCAUUCUGACGGAUUCAUGGGCCGAUGAGCAGAUACAUUACGAUGGAGACUCCUGGAGUGAUACAGGCAACAACUUGUACGGAUGCCUCAAGAGGAUGUACCUGCUCAAGCUUGCGAACCGCAACCUCAAAGUUCUCUUGUCCGUUGGUGGCUGGACGUACACCAACACCGAUCACCACUUCGACUCCAUUACCUCGGCGUCAUGGCGCUCUACAUUCGUUUCGAGCGCCGUUCAGCUCGUCAAGGACUACGGAUUCGACGGCAUUGACAUUGACUACGAGUACCCUUCCACUGCCGCCCAAGGCCAAGGCUUCGCCGAUCUUCUCACCGAGCUUCGCACGGCCUUCACCGCACUCCAGACCAGCAACGGUGACAGCGUUCCUUACCAGAUUACCGUGGCCGUCGCAGCUGGUCUCAGCAACGCCGCCAACUACGUCGUUCCUCAAAUGGACAAGGCCAUUGACUACUGGAACCUAAUGGCCUACGAUUACUCUGGAUCCUUCUCUACCGUCACCGCCCCGCAAGCGAACGUCUACGGCGGCGAGCUCACAGGCUUCUCCACCGACAAGGCCUUGACAUGGUACCUCGGCCAAGGCGCUACGGCCUCUAAGAUUGUCCUCGGUAUGCCCGCAUACGGUCAUGCCUUUGAGGGCACUACCGGCCUCGGCGCGACCUACACGACCACGGUCGCUGACGGCACUAUCGACGUCGGUAUCUAUGCGUACAAGCAGCUUCCUCUUUCUGGCGCCACCGUAUACGAGAACUCGACCGAUAUCUCCUCUUACUCGUACGACGCCAGCAAGAAGGAGCUCGUCUCUUACGACACGCCCAACAUUGUCAAGAAGAAGGCACAGUACGUUUUGGACAACAGCCUUGCUGGCUCGAUGUUCUGGGAUUUGGCUACGGACACCACGGGCGACAGCUCACUCAUGUAUGCGAGCGCAAGCGUCCUCGGCUCGCUCGACACGACCCAGAACCACAUCAACUACCCGAGCUCCAAGUGGGACAACAUCAAGAACAAUAUGGGCCAGUCGUCGUCGACCACGCCGACCUCUUCCGCUCCCGCCACGACCACAACGUCUGGCUCCGGCUCCGGCUCUGGUUCUUGCGCGAGCGUCGCGGCUUGGUCCUCGAGCACCAUCUACACCGCCGGCAUGACCGCUACAUACAAUGGCUCGCUGUACACCGCUAAGUGGUGGACGCAGGGUGACUUGCCUACAGGCACUUCUGGCGCUUGGGCGUUGACCAGUGCAUGCUGA